AUGUUACCAGAAAAGACUCAGUGUCUGGAAGUCCAAGUGGAAGCAGUUACAGAUAAUACGACAGAGGCACUCGGUUGUCCUGAAAACAGUGCAGUUCAGGUUGUAGAGCAUUUUGAUCAACAUUUUGACAGCAUUUAUAAUACAGGUAUUGAGGGAUUUAGAAUAGAGGAAGCAAGUGUAAAUGUGGUGGGAAAUGAUGUGUGUUCUUACCAUGCUAAAUAUUUCUGUAUUGCAAAAAGUGACUUUAAUUGUGUUGAUGAAGGCACAUCUAGUGCGGCUGAAGAACAGAAUCUGGAAAUAUUGAGUGUUAGCUACAAUGGACAGACUCUUACUCACGUAAAUGCUAAAAGAUCAAGAACCAAACUGGGAAGAUCAUCAAUGGAAUUGGGCGGCUGCGGCAAGAAGACACAAAAUCAUCGGGUUCUGAAAUUUAAUUGUGCUCGCCUGAAAGGUGGUGGAAACUGUGGAGCCGUGUCUGCAGAUACAGAUGUUACAGAGCCCAAUAUCAGUUAUGACUCUUGCAUAUGCACAGGCUAUCGUAGGACAGAAGAUCACCACGUAGGGGCAGGUGUUAUUUUCAAAACGGGUGCUGGGGAGACUGAAUUACAAGAGAAUAGCAAGACAAAUUCCAGUGUAAACCUACCAUCGGGUAAAUAUACAUUACGAGCAGUGGUAUCUGCAGAACACCUCAUUGACAUAUCCAGAUUUAAUCCUGAAGAUUAUCCAAGUGAAGAUUGUGAUGAAAGGGUGAGAAUAGAGCGGGCAAGAGAAAUUGCAGAAUGUGUUGAGCCACCACCUGGAUUUCUCCCAUCUGCUCAUAUCCAGAUCGCGCGUGAUGAAUUCACGGCAUUUUUCCAAUCACAUCUGAAUUUCCAUCCAUCAGCGUUCUCAACGUGUCCACAAAUAGACAUGAGUCUGUCGUCAGGAAUACCAAGAACUGUUCACACCCAAGUGGAUUAUAUUCAUUGUCUGGUGCCUGACCUACUGCAGAUUACUUCUUCUUCAUUUUAUUGGGGUAAAAUGGAUCGUUAUGCGGCAGAGCGAUUGUUGGAGGGCAAACCUGAGGGUACAUUUCUUCUUAGAGAUUCUGCACAAGAUGAAUAUCUGUUUUCAGUUAGUUUUAAAAAAUACGGGUGAUCUCUGCACGCACGCAUUGAACAGUGGAACCACCGCUUUAGUUUUGAUUCACAUGAUCGGGGUGUAUUUGCUUCACCAACAGUUUGUGGUCUCAUUGAGCAUUACAAGGAUCGAUCAUGAUGCAUGUUUUUUUUUACCGAUGCUUACAAACCAGUGCACAGAAAUUUCUCAAUCCACUUGUGUCGAGCUGGUGUAUCCAACAGGGCCACGUAUGAUGGAUUAAAUCAGUUAAACUUGCCUACGUCUCUGAAAUCCUAUUUUAAAGAGUGUCAUUACAAACAACGUGUGCGAGUAAGACUACUUGACUUACAACAGUAA
Messenger RNA from Schistocerca americana (American grasshopper), 1455 nucleotides. RefSeq names its product suppressor of cytokine signaling 5-like. Gene Ontology annotation, cellular component: phosphatidylinositol 3-kinase complex. Gene Ontology annotation, molecular function: 1-phosphatidylinositol-3-kinase regulator activity. Gene Ontology annotation, biological process: intracellular signal transduction; phosphatidylinositol phosphate biosynthetic process. The record is from RefSeq and is a predicted model, not a curated record. Lineage: Eukaryota; Metazoa; Arthropoda; Insecta; Orthoptera; Acrididae.